AUGGCUGAUUUCCAGCAUGGUGGUGCCAACGAUGGGAAUGAUAUUGGACAUUAUGAGGAUAACCAAGGCCUGGUGUAUUGUAUCCAAUUAACACCAUCUCUGCUACGCUAUACCGAUGGCAGAUGCCCUUUCCGUGAGAUUUUGGAAUCGCUGAAUGAAUUGAUGAACAGCUUGGUCAUAACCCUUCCAGACACAGGCGUUGGGUGUUAUCUGUUCAAUUGUGCAGGUUCGGAAGUUAAGGGUGAGAAUACCACCAAAUUCAAAACUGGAAUUUAUGAGCUAUUCCCUCUGGGAGGGCUUGAUGUGGAGAACAUGAAAAGAGUACAUGACUUAUUACAAGACAAUUUGACCAACCACUCCUCUUUCUCCGAAAAAUUCCCAAUAUUAGAUCCUUCAAACAAAAAUACCUCCGAACAGUUGAACAAUAUGCUGAAUGCGAUAUCCUGGGAUUCUGGAAAGAGAUACAUCCACAAGAAAGCGUUUCUCUUCACGGAUUACGAUAAGCCUUUUGCAAAGAAUCUUCAGAGCAAACUUGCACUGAAAGAAACGGCUCGAAACUUCAAUCGGUCUUAUAAGAUUGGACAGUCGUUCUACACGGUUAGUCUUCACCCUUUUUUCAUCAACUCAAGAGACAAAGCGUUUGACACAACUGAAUACACUGAAAUUCUUCAGAUCCAGAGGCAUCCUGGCCAGAAGGUGAAAGAGGAAGAUUUUGACUCAGAAGAUGAAUUGUACGAGAAUGAUGACAGCGAAAACGAGCUUGACCUCACCUCUUUAGACCUUGAAUCUAUUAAGGCGAAGGUGUCGCAGCUGAGAAUGAUGAAGAGGUUUGCGUUCAAAUUCCCAUUGACGGUCCUCAAGCUCGAUGGCGGCAGCAUCGUCAUUUCAUUGAAAGGAUACUCGAUAUUUUCAUCCAACCAUACCAAACCUGCCACUGAGUAUGUGAGUGAUGAUGAUCAUUUGAAGCCAGUUGAGUCCUCCCAGGGAUAUUUCAAGGAGAAUGGAGCCAAGAUUGACGAAGUGCAAGCUAAUCGCAUAAUAAACGAAUUCGGCACCAGAGAAAACCAGCUUGUCUCCGCUUUCAAGCUUGGCUCGCAAUAUAUACCGUUUCUUGAUAAAAAGGAGCAACCGGGGCAACUGGAGAGACUAAGAGCGCUGGGUGCUGAAUCAGAUGAUCCAGCAAUGGAGAUAUUGGGUUACAGGAGCAUUGACAGAUUCAUGCCUCACCUAUGUUUACGUGCACCUCAUUUCAUUGUUCCAGAUUUGAAUGGAAAUACGCAUUCCAGAAGAACAUACGACGCUCUCCACCAAACCUUGGUUUCCAAGAAGAAAUUUGCAAUUAUCUGGGGUAAACCACGGGGUACGGCGCACCUUUCGCUGUAUGCAUUGCUUCCUUCGACGCAUAAAGAAACUUCCUUCUCAAAGAUUCCCGAAGGACUUCUGCUGUUCAAACUUCCGUUCAAGGACGAUGUGAGAGCUGUCCCAAAACUGAAUCCAUCUUUCAUAAACGAGGACUUGAGCGAGAGUCUAGAAAGUAUGAAGAAGAUAGUCAAAGAACUGGAGACCAGCUAUGACCCCGCGAACUACCCCAACCCCAGUCUCAAUUGGCACUUUAAGAUUCUUCGCGAUCAGAUUUUCCAAGAGACGGUCUCUUCCGAAUACUACAAAGAAGGGAUCUCGCUCGAAAAGGCUCAUCUUCUCGAGACCAGCGACUUUGACUUGACCAAGCAAAAAGUCAAAGCUGUGAAGGAACGCAUUCAUGCUGCAAGUGUCAAAGUCGAAGAUGAAGAUGAUUUCUCGAUCGACGGGUUGUCAUGGAUGAUUAUGGACAUCAAUUUGCAGACAUCCAAACUGCCGGGAUAUCUCAAGACUCUGAAGAAGCCCAAGCCAGAGGCCAUCGAAGUGCCGGACAGAGACAUGAAGGAGGCAUGGAGAGCCCAGAUGCUGGAGACUUUCAAGGUGGACCAACUCAAGAGAUAUUGCAAGGACAAAGGGUUGGGUCAUACUGGUAAAAAGCAGGAUCUUAUAGCCAACAUCUCGGACUAUCUUAGCAUUCAAGAAGAUGCUUUACUGGGUUGA
Kuraishia capsulata CBS 1993 is the source of this 2079-nucleotide messenger RNA. RefSeq lists its product as uncharacterized. The coding region runs from base 1 to 2079 and encodes 692 amino acids. The record is from RefSeq and is a predicted model, not a curated record. Gene Ontology annotation, molecular function: telomeric repeat DNA binding; damaged DNA binding; DNA helicase activity. Gene Ontology annotation, biological process: telomere maintenance; double-strand break repair via nonhomologous end joining; cellular response to X-ray. Gene Ontology annotation, cellular component: Ku70:Ku80 complex; nucleus. The transcript has a single exon. Lineage: Eukaryota; Fungi; Ascomycota; Pichiomycetes; Pichiales; Pichiaceae.